Zophobas morio is the source of this 1182-nucleotide messenger RNA. Its product is annotated as innexin inx7-like. Gene Ontology annotation, molecular function: gap junction channel activity. The record is from RefSeq and is a predicted model, not a curated record. Gene Ontology annotation, biological process: phototransduction. NCBI's taxonomy places the organism in Eukaryota, Metazoa, Arthropoda, Insecta, Coleoptera, Tenebrionidae. The coding region runs from base 54 to 1151 and encodes 365 amino acids. The transcript is spliced from 5 exons. Gene Ontology annotation, cellular component: gap junction; plasma membrane.
AACAUUUUGUGUAAACAUGUGCCAUUUGGUAAGUUUUCAACGCAUCGACGACAAUGUUGAACCUGAUCAAAACCUUCAAAAAUAACGUUAAAAUAAAAUCGGACUCUCUAUGUAUCGACAAUUGGGUGUUCAAACUUCACUAUCGUGUGACGACGGUGAUUUUUCUGGUAUCAACGGUCUUGGUGACGUCGAAGGAGUAUAUAGGUGAAAGCAUGAAGUGCCUAACCUCUAAAUUAGCAGACAGGACGUACCAAAAGUUCCUGGAAAGUUUCUGUUUCUACAAAAGCACCUUUACCGUGGUGAGUGAUGAUGAUUUCGACUCUAACAAUGUCUACAACUCCUAUGGUCUUGGUAUGCCAGGUCCAAGACUCAUCAGAAAACACAUGUACUACCAAUGGGUACCAUACGUACUGUUUUUGCAAGCGAUAAUGUUUUACGCAACGCACUACCUUUGGAAAAUCGUGGAAGGUGGCGAGGUUCGUAAAUUAAUGUCACUGGAAAAAAACUUACAACACGGUGUGACGGUCCAGGAGAAAAAAGGGUACUCCGUCCACAGACUCAAAGCCACCGUUUUGGUACACAUCCGUUUGAACCAAAGUUGGGCUUGGUGGUUUAUAUUCUUCGAAGUGUUAAAUUUAGCUAACGCGGCCUUCCAAAUCUACCUUACCAACUUAUUUUUGGACAAACAAUUCUUCGAUUUGGGGGUCAAAUUUGGUAAUCAAGGUCCGACAAUCUUGGAAAAAAUUUUCCCCAAAAAAACCAAGUGCACUUUCUUCCAGUAUGGUCCUUCUGGUACCAUCGAAAUUAUAGAUGCUCUGUGUAUCCUAGCGCUGAAUGUCAUCAACGAAAAAAUCUACCUCUUCUUGUGGUUCUGGUUCUUGGUACUAUUUGCAGCUUCUGCUUCUAUCUUGGUCUGGCGAUUGGUGACCAUGCUGCUAUAUUCUAGAAGCCUAGCUUUCAACAAACUCGCCUUCGGGUAUUUGACUCAAACCAAAGUCAGACCGUCUGAUUUCCAUAGAAUUUUGAACCACUGGAGCUACUCGGAUUGGUUUCUGCUGCGAUAUUUGUCAAAAAAUAUGGACGGUUUUGCGUUCAAGAGUCUCUUCGAUUUGGUUUGUCAAAACACCACGAUCGUAAACGAUAUUUCUUGAACUGAAUAAUUAAAACCUAUUUUGAAACUAA